Messenger RNA from Zonotrichia leucophrys gambelii, 10484 nucleotides. It is a transcript of the gene SYNE3, whose product is annotated as spectrin repeat containing nuclear envelope family member 3. Gene Ontology annotation, cellular component: nuclear outer membrane; meiotic nuclear membrane microtubule tethering complex; cytoplasm. NCBI's taxonomy places the organism in Eukaryota, Metazoa, Chordata, Aves, Passeriformes, Passerellidae. Gene Ontology annotation, biological process: nuclear migration. The transcript has 18 exons. Gene Ontology annotation, molecular function: actin filament binding. The coding region runs from base 123 to 3002 and encodes 959 amino acids. The record is from RefSeq and is a predicted model, not a curated record.
GCGGCCCCGCCAGGCUCAGCGAGCGCCCGAGCGGCCGCAGCGCGGUGGGGGAGCGGCAGCGCGGCCCGGGGCUGCCCGCGGGGGAAGCGGCGGCGGCGGUGCCGCUCGCUUCCUCAAAUGCGAUGACUCAGCAGCUCCAGGAUGAAUUUGACAGCAGUGUGGAGAAUGCAGAAGCUUGGAUGAAGGCCAUCCAAGAGAGACUGAGGAUCAAUGACAACACCAAAGGACCUCGAUCUGCCCUGGAAGCCAGACUGAGAGAGACUGAGAAAAUACGUGCCCUGGAACCAGAAGGCAGCUUGAAAAUGGACUUGAUUCUUGUGAAGGCGGAUGCUGCUCUUCGCAGCAUCAGUGAGGAGAAGAAGCGUGAGGUGCUCUCUAAACUGAAAGACAUUAAAGCCCUGUGGGAAGAGACAGCCAUAUACAUCACUCAUUGUCACAGCCGCAUUGAGUGGGUCUGGCUGCACUGGAGCGAGUACCUGAAAGCCCAGAAUGAGUUUUACACAUGGAUUCACAACAUGAGGGUCACCUUGGAGCCUGACAUUGAGUUGCAGCUUGGCUUAAAGGAGAAGCAGUGGCAGCUGAGCCACGCUCAGGUUUUGCAGAAUGAUGUCCUAAAUCAGUCAGUCCUGCUGGAAAGGCUGCUGGAGGAAGCUGCUUCGUUGUUCAGCAGGAUAGGUGACCCCAGCGUGGAUGAGGAUGCUCAGAAGAAAAUGAGAGUGGAAUAUGAAGGAAUCAGGCAAGAAGCUCAGAACAGAGUGAAACUGCUUGAAACGAUAACCAAGGAACACGAGCAGUACAGCGCCAGUGUCAACCAGUUUCAGUCGUGGCUGAAUGGUGUCACAGAGAAAUUAAACUGCUGCAUUGGAGGAGCAACCAAGACUUCAGCAGAGGACAAGCUAAAGGCACUGAAGGAAAUUGCCAAAGACAUUAGGAGUGGUGGAAAGAAAUGGAAGCGCCUUGAAAAUCAGUGUGCAGAGGUAAUUCAAAAUACCUCUCCACUUGGAUCUGCAAGACUGAAGGAUGAACUUGAAGAGCUCAGAAAAGCCUUGGAGAAGUUGAAAGUGCUGAGUAGUGAGGAGGAGGAGAGAUUGCUCAAGAUCCAACAGUCUGAAAGUGCCUAUGAGUCCCAAGCCAGACAAUUGGAAGCAGACAUCCAGCAGCUGAGGAAAGAUCUACAGAGACUAGAAAAUGACCUGGACCCUGGGGAAGGGGAAAAGACUGAAGAUGAGUUUGUAACUCUGUGGAAAAAAUGCAAUGCAACAAGAGCAGCUCUGGCUGCAGAAGAGUCAAAGAUUGAGAGGCUGAAGGCUCAGCUUAAGGAACUGCUACGGUUUUCCCAAGAUGUGCAGCCACACGCUGAGAGUGUUGUCUCUGCAAUACAGCAGUAUCAAAGUGUUAGAAGCAAGACUUCUAAAAUGAGCACUGACACAGAAGCCCAGCUGUGGAGACUCAUCCAACAUCCCCUGCAAAGUUUUGAGCAGUGGAAGCCAUCGGUCCAGAUGCUGCUGGAGACUCCAGAGCCAGAGCUGGCUCACAUUGAGGCUGCUCUAGCUGAAAGCUCCCAGUUCAAAGAAAAGUUGAUGACAUUACAGGUAAAGAAAGAUCUGCUAAACAAUGUCCUUGGUGAGGAAAAAGCAGAGUCUUUGCUUCAAGAAGUAGCUGAAGCUUCAAAGGAGAGAGAAAUUCUACACAAAAGUCUGCUGCAAAGCAAGAGCAAACUCCAGAAUUUGAUGUUGCAACAUAAGAACUUUGAUGCUGGUUUUGCACCAUUGCAGAAGAAAUUAUCUGCCAUCAAAGCCAAAUUAGAUCUGGAGAAGGAACCACGGCCUGACCUCUUGGGUAAAAAGACACAACUCCAGAGACUCCAGAUGAUCCAAGAUGACUUGGCAGAGCUUGCAAUUCACAUGGAGGAGGUAGAGAAGCUUGUGCAGUCAAAUACCACACACAGGCAUGAAAUGAACCAACUCUCAUCUGAUUCUCAGGCCCUGAAGAGAUCACUGGAGCUGAUGAUACAGCAGAGUGAAGACCACGUUCAGAAGCACUGGGCAUAUAAUGACAAACUGUCUGACCUCCAGCAGUGGAUCUCAGUAACCAGGGAGAGGAUUGGCUCCUGCCAGGAUGCUGAUGGAGAGCAGAACACUGAGGGCAGGCUGGAAGACCUGGAGAGAUUGCUGGCUGAGUUUCCAGAUAAGGAGAUCCAGCUGAACCUUGUAGAAGCUCAUGGCCAGCUGGUCAUGGAGAAUUCUUCUCCAGAGGAGGCUGCCCAUGUCCAGGCAGAGCUGGAUCAGCUGAGGGAGUCGUGGAAAUCACUGAAGGAGAUGGCAACUGGCCUCCUCAAAAAGUGGCAGUUAAGUAGACCAGUGGCUGACAAGAAGAAGAAAAGAGCAUUUGUGGGCAGCAGAUGGGUGUCUAGACCUGCUUUCCACCUUUUUGAUGUCGAUCCCAACCAUAAGCAGGAGAAGAUGGGAGAAGGGCAAACUGCAAGCAGCCACUUGAAACUCCUACAUGACUUUGAAGAGUGGCUCCAAGGAGAAAACACCAAACUGACCAAAAUUCUUGCUGGGACUCCAUCUUCUGCAGAGGAAAUUAAGGCACACCAGAGCAAACUUGAGGAGCUGCAGUCUCGUGUGCCUCAUGGUCAGCAACUCUUUGAGGACCUCCUUCAUCUUCAUCCUGUGGUGGGAAGUUCUGAGGACCUGGAGGAGCUGCGCUACCGAUGGAUGCUCUACAAAUCCAAGCUGAGAGAGGCCCUGAGCUCACCAAGUGCUGGAUCUUUGGAGGAAACAGACAGAUUCAGAAAGGAGCGCUCUGGAGGCGUGUGCUCGUUCCUGCAUCGCGUGCGCCGGGCCGCGCUUCCCCUGCAGCUGCUGCUGCUGCUGCUGCUGCUCCUGGCCUUCCUGCUGCCCCUGGCAGAGAGAGAGAGCCACAGCUGCACCCUGGCCAACAACUUUGCUCGCUCCUUCAAGCUGAUGCUGAGAUACGAUGGCCCACCCCCAACGUAACCGCUGGCACGGCACCAGGUGACGGCAGAAGGGCAGAACUCUGGUUUUAACUGCAGCUCACAUAGGUUUUUAGGGCUUCUAACACAUGCCAACGGGAUGCAUCACAUAAUGCAACUUAUGAUUAAUCACUUUAAUCAGGUAUUUGAGUAAAAUUAAUAUUUUUACAAUUUUUUUAUUAUUGUACUUCUGUAUAUGUGUAUGUAUGUGUAUAUAUAUAUAUAUAUAAAUGCAUAUCUGUGGUCAAACUAGCAACCACCAUCCACUCAUCCACUGUUUAAAGAUAAUUCUGCAAUGUUUCUGCCAUCUUUCAGCAAGGAAAAAACUGAAGGAUGGUGUUGUGGAAUUUUCUGGGUGAUUUUUAACAUCAGAUUUUGGUUUACAACUGAAGUCAGAGCAAGUAUGAGAACAUGUGGUCAUGUUCCAGAGUGUAAACUGGAGACACAGUAGAAUCAUAAGUGGUUGACAUUCAGCCCAAGGAAGAUCUGGACUUUUCUCUUUGAAAUCUUGAGCUGAUUUUUCAGUAUCUGGAUACAGGGAUUGCAGAAGCUAAUAGAAAUGUUUCUACUGACUUCAGUAGGAGUGGGAGUGGAUCUCCUCUUGUUCUUAUUUUUUACAAGAUUUCUUUUCCAAUUACUGUAUUUUCCAGCCCACCUGAAUCAGGAGAGGUGGAAUACAGUGGGAAGAAAGCUAGAAAAAAAAGAAUAUAUUUUUUUAGCAUCUCUCUAUCAGGAGAACUUUUAAAAUCAGAUCAUAAUUUUCUGAACAAAUUUAUGAGCACUGAACAAAACCUUGUAUCACCAAUCUUGUGUAUAACAAAGAGUAGGUUUUUUGUUAGAUUUUUGUGUUUGUGGGGUUUCAUGGUUUGGUUUGUUGGGUUUUUUACUUUAUAAAGAAGCAUUUGGCAACGGAUUAUAAAGCCUGAACAGUGGGAUGCAGCCUGGCUUGGUGUCAGUAAAGCAAAAGUUGGAAGUACUUUAAUAAUACCACCCUGGAAAGAAGAUUCCUACCUAGGAUUCUUUUGUAUUAAUGGUUUAUUGAAAUUGUGUAAACUGAUUGUAUCAACGACAGUCAAGCAUAAUCUAAAUCUUUGUAAUCUAAACUCUAAAAUUAUGGCAACUUGUCAUUUAUUUACCUAAGCCUAUGUCUGAUUUAUCAAAUUUUUGAAUGUACAUUAUACAUUGCCUUUAAUGUAAAAGCAGUUCUCACUUCAGAGGGAUGAAGCCAUUCUUAUUGGUGUUUUACCUAACUGACUCCUGGGAGGAAAGGAAAUUUCUAAAAAUUUAUGCCAUUUCUGAGAGCUGUCCCUUCUUGUCUCAUGUUUUAGCUGCAGUAGUAAUCAUGAAAAAAUUAACAUAAGAAACAGUUACUUUCCCUCUCCUGGCUUUGUUGCAGGAGAAAUUUCUCUUCUGUGUAUCAGUAUGGGGUACUUGGUGUGGUUUUCUGCAUGAGGUCUAAAAUAAUAUUGCAGCUGACAGACUGAAGGAGGAAGGCACUUAUUUAACAAAAUCACUGAAGUUCUGUUCAAGAAGCAAAAUUGUGUAGAAUCAGGAGGCAUAACAGCAUGGAGCUCAGUUUGGGCACAGGAUUAGGAGAGCAGACAGUGUGAAAUAGGAGCAGUAAAACAUAGAGAGGAGAGGUGUCCAUCAAUUUGUAAAGCCUUAGAAAAGGAGUCACAAUUAAGCCACAGAACAAGUGCACAGACCCUAUGGAGGAAAAAAGUCUCAGAAUCCUUUUGGCUCCCCUUCCCUUCUACACUGUUGGUAAUAUUACAUAUUAUACAGCUUUUCUUCAGUUUUCAAGGUUUAAAAUGGGGUGAGUAACAGGACUUCUACGUGUUCUGAGGAGACUCUCCCACCAGCAGGACUCUGUCACUGUGUUCCUAAUAAUGUUUCUGACUAUACUGGAUUUGCUAGAGUUGGAUUAAAAUGACAAAAGUCUUCUAAAAAUGUAAAAGAGUGGAAAUUAAAGGAGAGACAGCAGGGAUGGUGCAGGUAUCAGUCAAAGUGCCAGGGGAGCAUGGAGCAGAGCUGAGCUGAUGUGGGUUAAAACCUGGCUGUCAGGAGGCAGCAGAAGAGCUCUCAGAGCAGGCAGAAGGGACUGGAAGCAGAAAGGUGAGCAGAGUCCAUGUAUGCUGAGCAGUAAGACAAUCACUUUGGGGAGUGAAGGAAGGCCUGUGAUUUCUUUCCUGUGAUUUCUUUCCCGAAGGAGCCAGAUGGAGGGGAGCUAUAAUUUGUCAGAGAAUGGGGCAUAUUAAUUCCUUCCUUGCAGCCAUUCUUUCUGGUGGCUCCCCCUUCCUGACAUAGCUCCUGCUCUCCUGAUUAGCAGUGCAAGUGCCAUGCACAUUCCUCUAAAAAUUGCUGCCAGCCCUGGGGGAAGAAACCCCUGUGGCUGCCCAGCAGGGAGUUAAUCAUCACACACAUCUCCAGUCAAAUUAAAUCUUCCUUUAGAAAAGAACUGUGGGGAAGAGGGGCAGUAACAAAACCUGCUCUGUGUGGUUGUGGAUGUGCGUAGGUGUGCACACACCUUUCUGUGAUGUAGCUACAUUGCAGUUCUCUGGGUUUUGCUGAGCUGAUCCAGGUGAUGAAAGUAAAAUACCAGUGAGAAAGUAAAAAUAAUGAGGAAAAAUAAAGCUGCAAAUGGAAGUCAGUAGGGAGAUGGAAAUUUUUUUUUUCUAUGAAAGCACAAAAUCUCACAUCAGAUUUCUUUCUGCCAAGCCCUUCUGAUCUGGGUGAUUUGUAUGGGUUCACAAAUGCAUUUGACACCAUUGGAGUGUGUAACAGGGAGAAAAAAAUUCUGCACAGAAGAUCUUACAAGAACAACUGCAUCAUCACCUUGAUGUUUCAGUGUGGUGGCAGGUUAAAAAAAAAUAACCAAACAACUAAAUUAGAAACACACUUUUGCUUCUGGAUUUGCAAUCAGUUUAUUCUGUAAGUCCCCUGUCUGUAAUCUUGGAAAGUUUUGCUUUAAAUCUCAGUCAAUCCAUUCUCAUUAACUUAAAUAAUCUGAAUAUCUCACAGAAGUGAUGAAUAUUUCUACUUCUUUGCAAUGAAAACUAUCCAAAGCACAGGACUUUAAUGUUCUUAUCACUGAAAACAAUUUAAGUCUUCCAUAAUGUCAUUUACCUCACCUGUUCAAGGCAGGUGUGAGAUUUUUCUGGCAAAGAAAGAAGAAAAUUACAAAAGCUUGAGAUGUAAAUGCAAAAUUUAAUUUUGUUUUCAUUCUCUUGUGGGUUUUUUAUUUCUGAAAAGCUUGCAAUACUGAUUCCUGGAAGUGUGUGUAAAUAUUAAUCAAGUCAGUAAUUGGAAUAAUGAGUCCAGCUUCCAGGAAACUGUACAAAGAUCAGAUUCCUCAAAACACAAAUUAAAUCCAAAGGAUUUCGUUUUUAAGGACUGGUUUCCAAACCAGUCCUUAAAGUCUUGAGCACAGUUCCUCAUCUUUGCUCACAGAUGAUUUGGUGGUGAUAUGCUCACUUUUGUGCCUGUAAAAUCCCCAGCUCAUCCAUCUCUGACAUGCAGAUGUAACUGAGAUGUGUUACAGCUCAGGUUCAGACUGGGGCCACUGCCUUAAGCCUUCCCUUGCCAAGCUUGGGAUGCACAGAGCCCUGGAUGUGUCUGCAGCUGAGGACUUGCACUGUUUUGCCCCAAUGCAGUUGCAGCCACAGGCAAAGGGUGCUAAAAGCCUCUGAAACAUACGGAGUGUGUCUGGGGUUGUGAGUGGUGUGUGCAGCUGGCCGGCACUCCCUGCAGCCCCCAGCCUGUUCACAGAGCUCUGUCCCUGCACUCUGGCACCCAGGAGCUGCUGCACCACAGUAAUGGCCCUGAGGUGCAAAAUCCUGCACUCCACCACUGCCCAUGCAUCACAGCAAGGCAUUACCCAAAGGCACGCUCCACACCCCACCUCUGGCAUGGGAGCAAGGCUCAUUUGUAAACUGUAAUUCAUUCUGAAGCCUGAUGCUUUCCAGAGAGUUUUCAUGGCAGCAAUACAUUGAGGUAGAAAAUUGCUAUUGUGCCCCAUGUCUGUUUUAACAGCCCUUUCUCUCAUUCCAGCCAGCAAUUUAAGUGGUAUUAAAUAUUAUUUAUAUAUGCCCUCUCCAGAAAUUUCUGUAUGAAAAGCAUCUUCAGUUCUAAGCACAUACAUUAGAAAUGUUGUAUUCCUCUGCUAGCACUCAAUCUCCAGAGCAGUCACGAUUUCUACCAAGUGCUACUUUAUUUGUGCCGACGACUUAGAAGACUCAAAUAUUUGAGGCUGUAAAUAAAGCUACUAGACUAACUAACUAAACCACCUAGUGAUCACUGAAUAACUUGGACAGCUUUUAGAAUGGCUCUAUGCUUCUCCUUAAUCCUUUUGUUGGAGUAUUUGUGGACCUCGGAGAGAAGAAAUGUCUCCAAAAAUUGGCCAUUCCGAGACAGACAGAUGGUGAUCUCUGCACAUCAGAAGAAACAGUAUUUUCUCUUUAGCUGCUCUAGACCUCAGGAGUUUGCUACAUCUGAUGUCCUUUUCAAUAUUAAAUAGGGAAUGUUUUACUUUGAUGUGUGUGCAUACACAUCUCAUUAGCACUAAAGAGAUUUGAAGAGUGAAUUCAUGUACAAUAAUUCUUUUAACUUGUAUUGAAACAAGAGAGUAUAUUUCCUCUUUUCUUUAGGGAAAAAACCAACCAAAACUGCUGUGACAGAUUCCCAGACCAAACAAAGCCUUUUGGAAUAACAGAAUAUUACAGACUGAAACUAAAUUAUCCACCAUAGGAAACUGGAAAAAUAGUUUUGCCUUUCAAGAAAUGCUGAUAUAAAACCCCCAAUAAACAUGUCUUUGCCAGGCAUCAUAGAUGUCUCUCAAUUCAUAGGUUAUGUACCCACCUGGGUGUAAGAGCUGCUUUUGGAGAGUUGACUACCCCAUGGACAGCAUCAUUUGCUAGGGUGCGGCUGAAAACACAUUUGUCCAGAGAACCUAUACCAACUUCUUCCAGAAUUGCUGGGGGCUGUUGAGGAUGUUCUUAGCAGCUCCCAGACACUGGCCUGCUGUGAGCCAUUACAGAUUUAUUGCAUUAAUUUAUCUGUCAGAGGUUGGCAACUCUCAGAAAUCAGUUUAUUAAAAUACUAAAGAUAAUAUUUCUGGUGCAGGCAAAAUGAUUCAUUGAGAAAUCAAUCUUGUUACUUUUACCAUACCUAAAAGAAGAUAUCUAUUGGUUAUACUGGAAUAUAAACAGGUUAUUUGUAGGUGUUGGGUAAGUGCAGUACGUUUUAGGCACGAGGCAUUUUGACUUGUCCAUUUAAGAAUUGUGGGAUCAUGUUGCACUUGUUAAAUGAUAAAACAAAACAAAGAUUCUUGAAUAAAAAACCCACAAAACCAACAAAAACCCCAAACAAACAAACAAACCACCGAACAGAACACCCCCCCCCCCCCGCCCCCAAACAAAAAAAAAGUAGGAGGGAAUAAUCUGUCACACAAUUGGGUUUUUUAUUACCCGUUUUCUAUCCAAUUUAAAAUAUGAAUAUGUGUCUACCAGAGAGUUAUCAGUAGAUCUGGAAAAGAAGGAAUAUAUAUCAGGAAUAUACCAGUUCAAACUGUAGCCUAAGUGGCACUUCUGUUCCCUAACCUGCUUCAGCUAAUGCUAGAUUUUGCCUCAUUGUACCUGUGAGAUAAGAACCCUCCUCCUAGUAGAGUGUGAGUAAGGUGAAACUGGUGGAAACAUUAGUUUUUCCAAAGGCAGCCUGAUAUCUCCAUGCAAGAGGAGCUCACAGGCCUGGCACAAUGAGAACAGCCCAGGACUGAUGACACAGGCACAAGGACUUUGCCAUCCCAGGGCUCUGCCACACAGAAUUUUGACAGCGGCCAUCAGCACAGUUCAGUUUCAUGUCCCUGGCUGUGGAAGGAGGCUCCCCUCAGGGUGAUUCACUUGAGCUGAGAUUUGAGCACUGGAAGUGGUUUUUUCUCUUCAUUAAAUGCAGAAGAAACUGCUAAAUUAAACCCCUCAGUGACAGGUUAAUGGUAGGUGGUGGGUGCUGAUGCUCCAGAAAAAGAUACAGGAAAUGCUGUUAUAGAUGGAAAGCCACUCAUGAUGGUCUCUGCUCAAUCCCCAGGAGGCAGAAAUGCAUUGUAAAACUGAGAUGGGACUUUUUCUGUUCCUUUUCAAGUAAAUGUCAGGUUGUCUUCAGUCCUCUGGAUUUUAGGGGCAAGCCUAUUCAGUGCCUUACUGAAUGCUGGUGGCUUUCUGGCUUCAGAGCCAUUUACACCAGCCAGUUCCACAUUAUUCCAAGUUGUGUGAUAAAGGUAUUCCCCUGAACUGGUUUUGGAUCACAAACCUUUUGUUUGGGGAGUGGGGAUGGUUUGAUGUUCCUUCUUUUGGCCACUUUGUGCUAAGUCCAAGGAAGCAGAAAGACCAGCACUACCCUUUCCAGGCCAUGUUUUGUCUUUCCUUCUUUUAUAAGAGCAGACGAGAUUUGGCUUUGCUUCCUUUCCAAAGUAAAUUAUCCCAAUAUUUUUUUCUUCUUUUCCUGUUGCAGUUCUUCCACAGCCUAGGUCAUUCCUAUCAGCUUAAGUGUUUCCAGUGGCUGUUCUUCCUCAAUACCUAGGGAAAAAAUCUGGUCCAGUUUCAAUGAGUUUAAAAUCCAGUAAUUUCUUCCCCCAUUGCAGUUCCUCCUGCAGAUGAUCUGUCUGUUUCUGCUGUCCCCUGUGUCAAACCAGCCUUCAUCACUACCUGGAGGGACUCCAAUCCUGGCCAGCCAUUUCUUCCAAGUCUCCUGUCCAUGUCCUGCCCACAUCUGCCCACAUCUGCCUUCAGUUUUGGCUCAGGGAUGCCCGUAAUAGUCACAUCGGCAGACAGGAGUGUGGGGCUGCCACUGAACAAACAAUUAUUAAUAAUGAAAGCCUCACUGUUAGCAUUGUUCAUAGCCUGCCCAGAGCCUUUUUCCCUUCGCCUCUCUAAGCAGGUUUUGAUGUGUAAUCCAAUUUCUGUGUGCAGAAAAUUGCCCCUCAGUCAGCACAGAGGGCUGGUGGUUCAGCUGCAGCUCUGUUACCCUCUCAUUGUCACUGCUGAGGUAAGCACUCCCAGGUGCUGCUCAGCCAGGCUCUGUGCCCUUGAGCUGCCAUGAGUGUUCCACUGUCAUUGUUAUACACCCUAAAUAAGCCAGAACCCCCUUUUCUGACCUGGGAGGAAAGAAAAGAAAGAAAAGGAAAAUGAUGGCUUUUAACAAACUGAUUUCACAACUCAUUUAUCAAGCCCUAUAGCAAGCCACUUAUUUGAGCUCCUUUUUGCUCCAUGAAAAGCUGUGUGUUAAAAGGGAGAGGGAGUUUGGAGAGCAGUGCCACUGCCCUCAGCAGCACUUUGCUGGGAGGCCUCCCUCUGGAGCUCGGGGGUUGGAGCUGCUAUUUCUCCUGAAGUGAUUCCCACCUAAAUCAAAUUAUUUCUUUUGUCAAGUCUAAUAAGCACUGAACACCACAGAGUUUGUUUCACUGCAGAUAUGAAUGAAUGCCUCUGUACGGUAC